Lampris incognitus (smalleye Pacific opah) is the source of this 1494-nucleotide messenger RNA. RefSeq names its product hyaluronoglucosaminidase 6 (gene hyal6). NCBI's taxonomy places the organism in Eukaryota, Metazoa, Chordata, Actinopteri, Lampriformes, Lampridae. Gene Ontology annotation, molecular function: hyalurononglucosaminidase activity. Gene Ontology annotation, biological process: hyaluronan catabolic process; carbohydrate metabolic process. The coding region runs from base 1 to 1494 and encodes 497 amino acids. The record is from RefSeq and is a predicted model, not a curated record. The transcript has 3 exons.
AUGGCACUGAUUGGGUCUGUGCUGCCACUGCUGGCUUUGUGGGUCACUGGUGGAGGGAAGGCUGAAGUUCUGGGUGAGCAGAUGAAGCAGACCCGGGCUCCUCUUAUCCCUCACCGGCCAUUUGUUGUCAUUUGGAACGCUCCCACCGAGUCCUGCCGUCUGCGUUUCAAGGUGGACCUGGACCUCAGCAUCUUUGACAUUGUGGCGAAUCUUAAUGAGACACUCAGCGGACCAAACGUCACCAUAUUCUACCACAGCCACCUGGGAUACUACCCCUAUUACUCCAGCUCUGGGUUUCCCAUUAACGGUGGCUUGCCACAGAACCAGAGCCUCUCCAAACACCUGAGCAAGGCCCGGGCCGACAUCGACAAACUCAUCCCCCACAAGGAUUUCCGGGGUUUGGGCGUCAUCGACUGGGAGAACUGGAGGCCGCAGUGGGUGCGCAACUGGGGCUCCAAGGACAUCUACCGCAACAAGUCAAAGGAACAGAUCCGGAAGCUCCACCCGAGCUGGCCAGACAGUAAAGUGGAGAAAGAAGCUAAGGAAAGCUUUGAAAGAGCCGGGCAGGCCUUCAUGAACUUGACCUUGGCCCUGGCUGAAGGUCGCAGGCCGGAUGGUCUGUGGGGGUUCUACCUGUUCCCAGAUUGCUACAACUAUGGUUACAAACAGCACCCGCAGCGCUACACUGGCGAAUGCCCCAACGUGGAGCACGUUCGCAAUGACCAUCUGAUGUGGCUGUGGAAGGAAAGCACAGCGCUCUACCCGUCCAUCUACCUGGACUACGAGCUCAGAUCUUCAGUCAACACAGUUAAGUUUGUCCACUAUCGAGUGAAGGAAGCCAUGAGAAUCGCCUCCAUUGCUCACUCUGACUACACCUUACCUGUGUUUGUCUAUUCCAGACCCUUCUAUGCUUACACCUUUGUGGUUCUCUCAGAGAGUGAUCUGGUCCACACCAUCGGGGAGAGCGCCGCCCUGGGGGCUUCAGGAGUUGUGCUGUGGGGGUCAUCUGAAUAUGCCCGAUCUCAAAGGAACUGCCUGGCGGUGAAGAAGUACAUCGAUGGUCCUCUGGGUCAUUACAUCAUCAAUGUCACCUCUGCUGCCAAGCUUUGCAGCAAAGCCUUGUGUAAGAAGAAUGGCAAGUGUGUUCGUAAGAGCCUGGACGGAGGCGCCUACCUCCACCUGAACCCACGCUUCUUCCACAUCAACCGAAACUCCGCUGCCAAAGGCCCACGCUUCCACGUCAGUGGCCACCUCAACAACCAUGACAUCCUGGACAUGAAACACAAGUUCACCUGCCAGUGCUACCAGGGCUGGACAGGGGUUUACUGUGAGAUGCCCCAGACUCCUCCUGUCCCACCUGCCGCCCCCCCGCCAAGCCCUGCUGACAGCGGCCUGCUGGGAGACAUCCUGUUCCUCCUCUCCCUCCACUUCUCCUGCCUGUGCGUCACAACCUUCCUUGGCCUGUGUCUCAUCAUCAAAUGUCUGAUUCUGUAG